AUAUAAAAGAGGACAGAAGCCUUCGGUCCUUGCAGAAACAUUCUGACGUGACGCAAACAUGCUCAGGAUUCUGGUGUUGACAUGUCUCGCCGCCUUGGUGGUGGCUGAGCUGGAGUAUGAGCCCAGGUACCUGGAGGACAGCUUGCAGAGGGUCGUAGGAGGCCAAGUUGCCAGUCCCAACUCCUGGCCCUGGCAGAUCUCUCUUCAGUACCAAUCUGGCAGCAGCUACUACCACACCUGUGGAGGAAGCCUGAUUCGUAAGGGUUGGGUGAUGACCGCUGCUCACUGCGUGGACAGCCCGAGGACAUUCCGUGUUGUUCUGGGUGAACAUGACCUGUACGUCAACAGUGGAAGGGAGCAGAUCAUCAGUGUCAGCCAGAUUUACAUCCACCCCAACUGGGAUUCAAGCAGAGUCGCUAAUGGAUAUGACAUUGCUCUGCUGAGACUGUCAUCUGAGGCCGUCCUGAACUCUUACGUCCAGCUUGCCUCGCUGCCCCCCUCUGGCCAGAUCCUGCCUCACAACAACCCCUGCUACAUCACUGGAUGGGGACGCACCUCCACUGGUGGCAGCCUGUCUGCCCAGCUCAAACAGGCCUACCUUCCUCUUGUGGACCAUAAGACCUGCUCCAGCAGCGGCUGGUGGGGCAGCACUGUGAAAACCAGCAUGGUGUGCGGCGGAGGUGGAAAUGAGGCUGGAUGCAAUGGUGAUUCUGGUGGCCCUCUGAACUGCCAGGUUAGCGGCAAGUACUACGUGCAUGGCAUUGCCAGCUUUGUGUCUGGCCUGGGCUGCAAUGCUUAUCAGAAACCCACGGUCUUCACCCGUGUGUCUGCUUACAUCAGCUGGAUGAACUCAAUCCUUUAAAAGGUGUGGCAGAAUGUUAAGCUGCAUGACUACAUUUGAUUAUGUUGGCAACUGAAAAAACAAAAAAAAA
Fundulus heteroclitus (mummichog) is the source of this 932-nucleotide messenger RNA. Its product is annotated as elastase-1. The transcript is spliced from 8 exons. The record is from RefSeq and is a predicted model, not a curated record. Bases 59 to 862 code for a protein of 267 amino acids. Gene Ontology annotation, molecular function: serine-type endopeptidase activity. Lineage: Eukaryota; Metazoa; Chordata; Actinopteri; Cyprinodontiformes; Fundulidae. Gene Ontology annotation, biological process: proteolysis.